AGAGGAAGUGUCUUGGGUCCUGGGGAAGACUAGUUUGUCUUGGUAGGUGGGGUCAUUGUCAGCUUUCCGGACACACAGAGACAGACAGGAUGGAUUUUCUCCGGCUAUACCUUCCUGGGCUACAUCAGGCCUUGAGGGGGGCACUGGAUUCCUUCAGCACCUUUGUCUCCUACCUCAUAGGAGAUGCAGUCCCUACUGUAGAGAAGGAGGCACAUGCAGCUGAGGAACCAGGGGUGGGGGCUGCAGGAAGGCCAGGGAAGAUUGUGGAGGAGGAAGCUCAGGAGGCCCUGGAAGGCCUUACAGGUGGCCAAAGUGAGGAGGAUAGAAGGCUGGGAGGCCCUGGAGAGGGCGAAAGAUGCCAAGGGGGAGGCUCAGCUACAGAACAGACCUGGGGCUGGGGAGACGGUAGCUUCCAUGGGUCCCGAACAAAUAGGCAAGACGCUGGGGCCUGGGAGUCAGCCAAAGUUUCCAGGUGUCAGGAGCCAACUGCCCCCUUGAAGUCCAGAAAGAAGUCUGAAGCAGGAUCUGGGACUCGACAAGACAGAAACAGCCAAACCCAGGAGAGACAGGAGUCCGAUGAGCAGGAAGUGAACAGAGGGGAAUCGCUGAGAACCUGGGAACAGGAGAAGGAGGAGGAGGGGGAGGAGGAAGAGGUCAGGACAAGAGAGCCAGGGAUGGCCAGAAGGGCGGAGUCAAAGUGGACCUGGAAUGGGGAGCCUGAGGGGAAGGCUGCUGAUGACGCACAAAAGGUGGCGGGGGACAGCAGGGAGACAGAGCAGGUAGUCAAGGAGGCAACUGAAGAGGAAACUGAGAGGUGUGGGGCUGGAGAGUUUGGAAGGGAAGGAGAGGUGGAAGCAGACGUGAGGGCUGGCCAAAGAACAAGGGCACAAGAGAUACAGAGUCCAGGGGAAGAGUCUGAGGAGGUGUGGAUGACCUCCUGCAGGGAGGAGGUUGACCUGCCAGGAGUCAGAGAGAUACACUAUGGGCCAGUCCCAGGAGAAAGGAUCCCAGAGGCUACUGGGAGAGUCUGGGUCCUAGAGGAGGCCUCUAAGGGUAACCAGGAGGAGGCGGGUGAGAAGAGAGAGGCUGACAUGAACCUUUUUCUCAAAUAUACCCAGGCCCUGGGCCCUGAGGCAGUGGAAAAGGCAACUGAGGGCCAGACUGCAGGGAGGGAGGCCGCAGGGGGCCAGGUGUUGGAGAAGGAGGCAAGGGAUGGCUUGGAGGGCUCGAUGGGUCAGUAUGGGAAAGGAACUGAAGGGAGGCCAGACUUGGAGGUUAGGGCUGAACGGGCCAGUCUGGAGGAAGUGGGGCACACAGAGGAGACCCUGGAGGAGAAAGGGAGAUGCUGGGUCACAGAGGCUGAACUCUCCCCAGACAAAGAGGCUGAAGAUGAUGUUGAUUUGGAGAGAACCAUAGAGGCCAGCUGUGAGGAGGAGUUGAUGGGGCAGAGGAAUGAGAUGACCCAGAUGAGUCCAGAAGCAUCCAGGUUUGAGUGGGGUGACCUCAAACAUAAGGUCACUGAAGGUCAGGAACCUGAGCAGAUGGGAGGCAUUGAGACCCCAACAAAGCAACCUGAGGAAGGACAGAGUAAUAAGAAGGAGCUCUGGAGAGUUCCAGCCUUGAGCAAAGAGGAGACAGAAAGGAGCAUGGAGGACUAUUCCAGGCGCCUGGGGUGUGCAGAGCCUGAGGUCUUGCAGGGUUUCCCAGAAGCCUUGGAAAACCAGAGCAGGGAUAUGGAGAGAGGCCAUACCCAGGAGGAAAAAUCAGAUGGUGAAGAGGAGGAGGGAGAGGCUGAAGGGGGAGAGAGGGAGGCUGAAGAUGGGGUGGGGAAGGCUGAACAAGAGGAGGGGAAGGCUGAACAAGAGGAGAGGGAGGCUGAAGAUGGGGUGGAGGAGGCUCAAGAGGAGGAGGAGGAGGAGGCUAAACAGGAGGUGGGGGAGGCUGAAGAGGGGAAGGGAGGGGCCCAAGUUAGGACAGAAGAGGCUGCAGGAGUCCAGGCACUGGAGGCAACCCCUGAGGCUCAAGGAGGCAGAGUGUCUGAACUACAAGAGGUCCUGGAGGCAGGUGGGGACAGGAAGAAAGCACAGGAAAGGGAGUAUGAAACAGAGGGAGAGACCUUUGUAGUAGAGAUCCAGGAGCUGAAUAGCGGCUCCAGGCCAGAAGUGGACACAGGCCUGCCAUUGGGAAAGUCAGACAUCAGAGAAACCAAGCAUGGGGAGUUAGAGGCUGCAGGGCCACAAGAGGCAGACAGACCAUCCAGAAGAGGCUGGAGCCUGGAAGGGGUGGCUAUGAGUCUCCAGGACAUGGAGGACACACAGACAAGCACCUUGGCUGCUGAGAUGGUGGAGGAUAAGGCAGAUCUGGAUGUAAGGGCUGCUAGGGAACAGACAGCUUGGGAGAGGGAGUCUGGGAAAAGCUGGGACUCAGAAGGGAGAGGGGAGGCUAUAGGGGCAGAGAAGAGGGAUGGGCAGGAUUUUGGCCUGGAGGGCUCAGCAGAGGAAGAGGUGGCUAGCAGAGAUGGCCAAGCAGAGACUUUUGAGGCCAGAGAGGGAGAACCUAGGGGAGGGCAGGCAGAGGCUGGGGAAUCUGUAGGGGCAGAAGGACACUGUAGGUUGGAUCACCUGAUCUCAGGCUCUGGGGGAGGAAGCACAGAGAUCAGAGCCACAGUGGAGUCUCAGGGGCUCCUGGGAGAGCAGAUGCUUUUGGAAAAAGAGGCUGGCGGGUGGCAAGCAGGAAAACAGAGGGAGGACAGUGAGGGGAAGCAUGGGGACCACCACCUCAAGAGGGAGGCACAAAGGCCUUCUGAUAAGGAGGAGAUACAGAUGGCUGGGGGACAGACAGCAGCUGAGAUGGAUCCAGAAGACCUGGGAAACAUUGAGGACCAGGAGGAGCCAGUAAACCAGGACCCUGCAGAAGCUGUACUGGGACCAUGUGGGGACACUGAGACCACAGAGGACAUGGGGAGUGACAGAGGGGAUUCUCACAGCAACUGGAGUGAGGCCCUGCUUCCUGGGUCCCGCCUGGAUGUCUCUGUCCCCAGGAGCCGGGUGCUCCUCUCACGCAGCUCUUCACAGCGCCGCUCCCGGCCCUCUUUCCGUCGGACCCCUGCCCCUGAGCAGCAGGAGGAGCCUUCUAGCCCCCAGGAGGGGCUAUCAACCCCUGAGCAGAGUCUGCUUCAGCUGGAGGAACCCCCUGAGCUAAGGCCUCUGAGCCCUGAAGGGACCCCGGUGCCAGUCAGAAGAAGGCCUCUGGGACAAGGGUUUGGCCUUGCACACCCCGGCAUGAUGCAGGAACUGCAAGCCCGACUGGGUCAGCCAAAGCCCCAGUGACUGGGACUCAACACUCUGAGAACCAGGCCCUGAGUAGGGGGGCAGAGGCUCAGAUGGACCUGCUCAUCCCUCACUCCCUCUGCCAACCUAGAUGCACCUCUGGGCCUCAGUUUCUUAGUAUGUCAUUCAUGGAGUGGACAAAACCAGACAUUUGUGAAGACCUUGAACUUAAGGAAUCUGAUUCUCCAAUGCAGGCUGGUGGACCACCUACCCUACUGGGACCACUUCUAGGGUCCCUGCCCUGAUUACCUCCCCAGCUUGUAUCAGCUGUCCAGAGACCGAAUAGAGAAUCAAGAGGGAUCAGAGACCAAUCUGUCUGCAGCCUUCCCUCUCUGGCCCCCCUCCACAGCCUACCUCCAACCCAAGCCUCUCAGAUCUGCGGAGGAGUAACAGACCUCUGAGUGUGAAGUCAGCCCAAGAGUAAGGU
Molecule: messenger RNA, 3756 nt
Organism: Nycticebus coucang (slow loris)
Lineage: Eukaryota; Metazoa; Chordata; Mammalia; Primates; Lorisidae
Gene: APOBR
Product: apolipoprotein B receptor
Exons: 4
Coding region: 90-3329 (1079 amino acids)
Biological process (GO): lipid transport; triglyceride metabolic process
Cellular component (GO): membrane
Molecular function (GO): very-low-density lipoprotein particle receptor activity
Source: RefSeq, a predicted model, not a curated record